Messenger RNA from Mauremys mutica (yellowpond turtle), 8037 nucleotides. It is a transcript of the gene DENND5A, whose product is annotated as DENN domain containing 5A. The record is from RefSeq and is a predicted model, not a curated record. NCBI's taxonomy places the organism in Eukaryota, Metazoa, Chordata, Testudines, Geoemydidae. Gene Ontology annotation, molecular function: small GTPase binding; guanyl-nucleotide exchange factor activity.
CUGGGGGCCGUACCCACAAUGCCGUGCGGCGCUGCCCGCUCCGCUCCGUCAUGGAGGCAGCGGCAGCCGCCGCAGCUGGCACAGCUGGAGCAGCCCCGGCGCUGGCCGCCUCCCCCCGGGCGCGCUGAGCCCCCCGCACCCCUCGGGCUCCAGCAUGAGCGGAGGCGGCUCCUCGGCACCCGGCCGCUUCGCCGACUACUUCGUGAUCUGCGGGCUGGACACCGAGACCGGGCUGGAGCCGGACGAGCUCUCGGCACUAUGCCAGUAUAUACAGGCCUCUAAAACCCGAGAUGGUGCCGGCUGUUUCAUUGCAAGUGCAGUAGAAGGUGAAAAUUUUGAACAGACUCCAUUAAGACGCACAUUUAAGUCUAAAGUUCUUGCUCGUUAUCCUGAGAAUGUAGAAUGGAAUCCUUUUGACCAGGAUGCAGUGGGAAUGCUGUGUAUGCCUAAAGGGCUUGCUUUCAAGACCCAAGCCGAUUCCAGAGACCCUCAGUUCCAUUCGUUUAUAAUCACCCGUGAAGAUGGCUCGCGGACAUUUGGGUUUUCUCUCACAUUUUAUGAGGAAGUUACCAGCAAGCAAAUCUGUAGUGCAAUGCAGACAUUAUAUCAUAUGCACAAUGCUGAAUAUGACAUUCUGCAUAUUCCACCCAUAAAUGACAAAGAGAGCUGUAGCAGCAUAGAAGACUGUAAUGGAACUUCUGUAUCAAAGCUACAGCGUUUUAACUCGUAUGAUAUUAGCAGAGACACACUGUAUGUCUCUAAGUGCAUUUGUCUGAUUACCCCAAUGUCUUUCAUGAAGGCUUGUAAGAAAGUACUAGAGCAACUUCACCAAGCUGUAACUUCUCCUCAGCCACCACCAUUACCUUUGGAAAGUUACAUCUACAAUAUUCUCUAUGAGGUUCCUCUUCCUCCAGCAGGGAGAUCCUUAAAAUUUUCAGGUGUUUAUGGACCAAUUAUCUGCCAGAGACCAAGCACCAGUGAACUGCCAUUAUUUGACUUUCCAGUUAAAGAAGUUUUUGAAUUACUUGGAGUGGAAAAUGUGGUUCAGCUCUUUACUUGUGCUCUUCUGGAAUUUCAGAUACUGCUUUAUUCACAGCAUUACCAGAGAUUGAUGACUGUGGCAGAGACCAUCACAGCACUAAUGUUUCCAUUCCAGUGGCAGCACGUAUAUGUUCCCAUCCUGCCAGCCUCUCUCCUUCAUUUCCUAGAUGCCCCUGUCCCUUAUUUAAUGGGCUUGCACUCCAAUGGACUGGAUGACCGGUCUAAGCUGGAAUUGCCUCAAGAGGCUAACCUGUGCUUUGUGGAUGUAGACAACCAUUUCAUUGAGCUUCCAGAGGAUUUGCCCCAAUUCCCAAAUAAACUCGAAUUCAUUCAGGAAAUCUCUGAGAUCCUAAUGGCAUUUGGAAUCCCACCUGAGGGAAACCUGCACUGUAGUGAAAGCGCCUCAAAGAUGAAAAACCUCCGAGCAUGUGACAUAGUUUCUGAUAAAAGAAAUGGGAACAUAGCAGGAUCACCUUUAAAUUCAUAUGAACUGCUAAAGGAAAAUGAGACCAUAGCAAGGCUUCAAGCACUUGUUAAAAGAACAGGUGUGAGCCUAGAAAAGCUGGAAGUGCGAGAGGAGACCAGUAGCAACAAGGAUCUCAAAGUUCAAUGCGACGAAGAAGAGUUCCGGGUUUACCAGCUGAACAUUCAAAUCCGAGAAGUUUUUGCCAACCGUUUUACGCAGAUGUUCGCAGACUAUGAAGUAUUUGUCAUUCAGCCGAGUCAGGACAAGGAGUCUUGGUUUACCAACAGGGAGCAGAUGCAGAACUUUGAUAAAGCAUCUUUCUUGUCAGACCAGCCUGAACCUUACUUGCCUUUUCUCUCAAGAUUUCUGGAGACACAGAUGUUUGCGUCUUUUAUUGACAAUAAGAUUAUGUGCCAUGACGAAGAUGACAAAGACCCAGUUUUGAGAGUGUUCGAUUCUAGAGUAGAUAAAAUUAGACUGUUAAAUGUUAGGACACCAACUCUGCGUACAUCUAUGUAUCAAAAGUGCACUACCAUUGAUGAGGCAGAGAAAGCUAUUGAAUUAAGGCUUGUAAAAAUAGAUCACACUGCGGUCCACCCACACUUAUUAGAUAUGAAGAUUGGACAAGGGAAGUAUGAACUUGGGUUUUUCCCCAAGCUUCAGUCUGACGUACUCUCCAUAGGACCAGCAAGCAACAAAUGGACAAAGAGAAACGCACCUGCACAGUGGAGGCGGAAAGACAGACAAAAACAACACACAGAGCACCUGCGUCUUGACAAUGAUCAGAGAGAGAAGUAUAUCCAAGAAGCCAGGAAUCUGGGCAGCACCAUUCGUCAGCCUAAGCUGUCUAACCUCUCUCCAUCGGUAAUUGCACAAACAAACUGGAAAUUUGUUGAAGGCUUACUGAAGGAAUGUCGAAAUAAGACCAAGAGGAUGCUGGUUGAAAAAAUGGGCCGAGAAGCUGUGGAACUAGGUCAUGGUGAGGUGAACAUCACAGGUGUAGAAGAGAAUACGUUAAUAGCCAGUCUUUGUGAUCUCUUAGAAAGGAUAUGGAGUCAUGGUCUACAAGUCAAACAGGAUAGAAGCUGUACUACUUUCAUCCUAGAAGACAGAGCAUCAGUAUACUCUGCUUCAACUCAGAUUUGGGCCUUUCAGACAACCAGGCGGCCAACCCCACAUAAGGGAAAAUCUGCUUUGUGGUCUCACUUAUUACAUUACCAAGAAAAUAGGCAGAGAAAGCCCACGUCAGGUAGCUUCAGUACCUCAGGAGUGCUUCUCGAUUCAGAAAGGAGGAAGUCAGAUGCCAGCCCAGCCAUGUCGCCGCUGAGAAUCUCUCUCAUUCAGGAUAUGAGGCAUAUCCAGAAUAUUGGUGAGAUCAAAACAGACGUUGGCAAGGCAAGGGCCUGGGUUCGACUGUCCAUGGAAAAGAAGUUACUCUCCAGGCAUCUAAAGCAGCUUCUUUCAGAUCUUGAACUUACAAAAAAACUCUACAAGCGUUAUGCCUUUCUCCGCUGUGAUGAUGAGAAAGAACAGUUCCUCUAUCAUCUCCUGUCAUUUAAUGCUGUCGAUUACUUUUGCUUUACCAAUGUUUUCACAACAAUCUUGAUCCCAUACCAUAUAUUGAUUGUUCCUAGCAAGAAACUUGGUGGCUCAAUGUUCACUGCCAACCCUUGGAUCUGUAUCUCAGGAGAGUUGAGUGAAACAGGAGUCCUACAGAUUCCCAGGAAUAUAUUGGAGAUGACCUUUGAGUGCCAGAACCUGGGAAAACUUACCACAGUACAAAUAGGACAUGAUAAUUCAGGCCUGUACGCCAAGUGGCUAGUGGAAUAUGUUAUGGUCAGAAACGAAAUAACAGGGCAUACUUACAAGUUUCCAUGUGGGAGGUGGCUUGGAAAGGGGAUGGAUGACGGCAGUUUAGAGAGGAUCCUGGUGGGAGAGUUACUAACGUCACAUACGGAGGCAGAUGAAAGGCAGUGCAGAACCCCACCACUGCAGCAGUCACCAAGUAUGAUCAGAAGAUUUGUCACGAUAUCGCCAAAUAACAAACCAAAGUUAAACACAGGUCAGAUACAGGAAGCUAUUGGUGAAGCAGUGAAUGGCAUUGUCAAGCAUUUCCACAAACCGGAAAAGGAGAGAGGCAGUCUCACUCUGUUGCUGUGUGGAGAAAGUGGACUCGUUUCAGCUCUUGAGCAGGUGUUUCAGCAUGGAUUUAAAUCACCCAGGCUCUUCAAAAAUGUCUUUAUUUGGGACUUUCUAGAAAAAGCACAAACACAUUAUGAGACCCUUGAUCAGAACGAAAUAGUCCCAGAGGAGAACUGGCAGACUAGAGCCAGGAGUUUUUGUCGCUUUGUCACUGCUAUCAACAACACUCCUAGAAACAUUGAGGAUGGCAAGUUUCAGAUGCUGGUGUGCCUUGGAGCCAGAGACCACCUCUUACACCAUUGGAUCGCCUUGCUUGCAGACUGUCCAAUCACAGCACAGAUGUACGAGGAUAUAGCAUUGAUUAAGGAUCAUACCCUUGUUAAUUCCUUGAUUCGAGUGUUACAGACCUUGCAGGAGUUCAACAUUACACUGGAGGCUUCCCUCGUCAAAGGAAUAGACAUCUGAUCUGUCUCACCGCAGACACUUAAAAAAAAAAAAAAAAAAAAGCAACAAGGAACAAAUGUUAUUAGUAUGCAAAGGUUCUUUCUGCUAAUACGUCAUAUUGCGAACUUGUUCGUGGCCACAAAACACAACUUUGACUUUUCUUGAAGGAAACUCGAAAAAUAGUGCAGAAAAAUAGACAGAAGUUGUAAACUCAAUGUUAAAAGUAAAAAAAAAAAGGAGGAUUUUUGGUAUAAAUCUAUUUUAGAGUUUAUUUGCUGAUUUGCUUUUAACACACUUUCAUGUGAAAGAGAGAGAGAUGACUAUUUGUGCAGCUUAUUUUAAAGCUGCAGUAUUUCCUUGCAAUAGAUAAUGUGCAGUGAGCCUUUCAGCAUUCUCUGAAUUUGCCUUCAGAUGUGCUGUAUGUUGUAAGCCCUAAUGUACACACUCCAUUUCUGCUAAGAAGGUCAUUCUAGAGUUUUUAAACUAAUAUUUUAUAUAUUAACAUUAUUACCAAUGUUUGAUUUUUUUCUUGAAACUAAACUGGGUCACUGCUGUGCUGCAAGGGAAACGACAAAUUCUGGUCUGAGCUUUUUUAAUAGCCUCAGAGCACCGAUUUGUCAGCAAAUCACUUAUUCUUUAUUUUUGUUGUCAGUAUUACGUUUAGUGGGUUCCAGGAGACAGAACCAUGCAAAUGGACAGAGAUGAAAGUAAUAUUUUUCAUAUUGGUACAUAAUUGCACAGAAGAAACUGUAAGUGUGUUGUAUUUUUAACUGAUGUUUUUAUUUAUUUAACCUAUUAUUGUGUUUUUGUAAGAUUUUGUUUUUUAAAAAACAAUAUAACUUGCUAUAUUAUGUUUGCAGUUCAAAAUUUACAGUUCAGUCCACUUAAAUGAAAAGCCUGGAUAAGAGUGUAUCUGCUAGCAAAUAUGUUUCAGUGUGCACCUGCCUUUCAAAUUAGAAUUUAUCUUGGUGUGGAACACCCUUAAAUUGUUAACGGCUAAAGAAAUAAUUCCCUAACCCCUGUGCUUUGAUUUAUAUUCUAAUGCAAAGGGGACAAUAGCUAAGUAGAGGUAAGUGCCACAGUGAAGUAAUGAUGCCACUCAUAAACCUAAUUCCAAGUUUCCAUUUCAAAACUUUGUGGUGAUCUCACGUGACGAGCAUAGACUGCACAUAGGAUUUACUGUUGAAAUACCAAGCUCUCUUAUGUGCUAACUUUGCAAGCUGCUGGAUUCUGGAAUGCUUUUGUAUCUUAAGUAAAAAGGCUUUAGCCCAUGCUCAUAAAUUAUAACAUUCAGACUGCUUGGAUUUUGUUGAAAUACAGAGCUUGGGAUUUGGUGAGUGCAUAGAGGCAACUCUGUUCAUUUUAAUUCUCCGAUAAAAUCCCUUUGAAAUGCAGACCUGAUUUGAGAGACAAACCUGGUCAGCAUAAUGAAUUGCCGUUAAGUACUUCUGGGCUCUGUAAUUAAGUGGUCUCCACUGUAUAAACUUCCCAGCAAUAUCUCCCUUACUAUAAGGAACAGAAGGUUGUUCUUGGUUGUCAAUCCGUAGAAUAUUGAGACACCUUUUUCUUUAUUCUCUUCAUUUUAGUGACAUCUUGUGAUAGCUUUAUUUCCGUAAUUUAAAGGUAUAGCACAUGUAUUAAAUUUUUGACUAUUUUUACUUUUGUCCUAUUUAUUUCAUUAUUAAAUGGAGAAGUUUCUUUGUCACUCUUAUAUUUUCUUUUAUCCGAACGAGGUCCUUCCUUCAAUGCCUAUUAGCGUUGGAAAAAUGAGUGAAGAGUGUCCAGAUCACAUGCACAAUCUCUUCACGCUGGAUAGACGAAUGUACUUUCACAGUUUGGAGUUCACAUCAUUGUUCAUGGAGUGAUUUUUCCCUGUUAAUUUUGGAAGGAAAAGGAUUAGAAUGCAGUGUAUAUGUGCUUAAAGAAUAACUUACUCAAUCUGAACAAUGUAACAGAGAGAAGCCUUCUACACUCACCACUAAACCCCACAUUUAAUCAAAUAUCUUACUAUUUUUCAUUCAACAGUCCAGAUUGCAGUAGUCCUGUAUAUUUUACAGUGGGUACGUCUACAUUGGGAAAAGAGAUUGGGGUUAAUUAACAUUAUUUAGCUGACCCUGGCCUGACCUCAAACUUAGUUGGCCAAGAUAGACCCUCAGGCAGAAAAAGUAUUAGGUCAGUGUUAGCCAAAAUGUGUUGGCUAACCUCAACUUCUUUUCCUGACAUAGAAUUAGACAUUUGUUUUUUUACUUCAUUGUUCAUGGUAAAUGGUUUGAGAUGCCCACUUGCAGGUUGCAAGGACACAAGUGAAGGGUCUCUGACCCCUGAGUGGCAGUUGCUUUGGAUAACACGUCAGGAAGAUAAAGUUGUUUUUCUUUAGAUCAUGUUACUUCCCCAUGAGCUAGUCACUGUUCAGACAUGGAGGGAGAUGGCAGAGCAUAAUCGAAAUCCUGUUUUUUCACCUACAGUACUAUGUCAUGAUGAGCCAUUCCUGUCACCUUUCACAGACAAGGAGCUCCAUCUGGGUCCCAUUGAAAUCCAAGGCAGUUUUGCCAGGGACUUCAGUGGAAUAAAUCUUUACAGGCCUGGAAGGGCCGUAAGAGGCUUCAAGUGCAGCUGCACCAGUGUGGUUUUGUUGGGCACAGAGGGAAUGGUGGAGGACUGUGUUAUGCAUCUUAGCUCAUCUGUGGCAAUCUUUGUAAGCAGGCCAACACAUGAGGGAUUAAGGAGUAGGGUUUGGUUAGAGGCUACAAAGGCAGUUCUCUUGAUCAAAGCCUACUGGUAGGGGCCACAGUACUGCAACCCUAAGGCUGCAGUAGCAACCAUGCUCAUCACAACUCUUUUUGUAGUUUGUCUUGUAGUUCCUGUUUCACACAGUCUGCUUGCUUGAACUAUAUAGAUCAGGAGUCAGCACAAAGGAAACAGGAUUAGGCCCAAAGUUUGCCGCUUCCAUAGCUGUCACUUCUGACUGGCAGAAUCAAAUGCAACAGUUCCAUGCAACUUCCUUCCAUGAGUUACCUCUGCUAACAUUGUAGGGAAAGAAUCAUGGUUACUGAAUCAGAGUAUUCCAUAUGACAUUAGAAGGUGCGACCUAAUGUGCCACUAGACUGUGAAAAGGCAGAAUUAUUUUACAAAAUUCUAAGAUGCUGUUCCAGAAUGAGAAAUGUACUGAUUUACUACAGCUACUGGGACAAGAAUGCUGGUUGCCAACCUGAGCACUGAUUGGGUAAUGCUGUUACUGUACACAUUUACUAUAGGCUUUGAAAAAUUUAUGGCCAAAAAAAGUGCCUAUUAUAGUAAACUGAAGUUAAAAGUGCUGUUUUCAUGUUAGCACCUUCUUUGAGAUAUGAGAGAAAACAAUGGACAAAAAUAUCACCUCUUAAAUUUCCUUUAUGUAUUAAUCCCAGCAUAUUCAAUACUAUGAGACUGGUACACACUCUCAGCAAAUAGCCAAGGCUGUUUUUGUUGUUUCACAUUUAAGGUAAUACUUUGGAGGUAAUGGUUUGUUUUACAUUUUGGGAUUUAAAAUUAAUAUAUACAGGGAUCUUCAUCUUUUUAUCAUGUUCUGUAGCUGAAAGAAUAUUGUUCAAGAACUGAAAAACCUUCUUCCACCAUUUCCAUAGUGAAGAGUAUUUUUAAAUUUUAAGAAUUGUAUAUCUGGGACCUAAUAGUUAAAAGCUCCAUAUAUUUUGGUGUGGUAUUGAAUUUAUGCCUGUAUAAAGGCUUUGCUUCUGCAGAGAAGCUCUCAGCAAGAGUUAACUGUCAUUCUGUAUAAUGACAAAAGAUUUUUGUCACAAUAGUGCAAGAUACUGUAGGAUACUGGAAAAUACUUGAAGUUAUUGUACAUGUACUUCUCAUCUUUGUAGUUCUUUUCCUUUUAUAUCUAGAGACUGGCUGUUACUCCAUUAAGAUGCAGCAUCAAUUACAGUAAAUUAUAUAUUUUAAUA